AUGAGCCAGUUGCUCGGGUCUAAGGCCCAGCUCGGACUCCGAGGCUCGGCACAGGGAGGGCAAGCCGUAGCGCUCUUCCAAGAGGGCGAUGUUGACAGGGGCAUUUGGGACACGCUGGGAGGAAUGCUGCACAAAGCCGAGCAGAAUGUGGGAGACGUGCAGAAGACAGUCUUGGACACCAUCGUGUCCCAGUCAGACGCUGCUCUGGAUGAUUUCGACAAGGCCGUCAACAAAUUUGCAGCCGAUGCAGAGGAGGCCGAGACGAAGUUCGUGAAUCAUGCCAACAUGACCAUCCAAGAGCAGGUCGAGAUCGUUAAGAAGAAGGUAGCAUCGGUGAUGGACAAAUGCCGUGUGUUUUGGCGCGAGUACAAGCAGCAGGCCAUCCGACUGCAGCACAUCGCCGUAGGGACCCUGUCGACGGUGGGCCAAAUAGACACGGCCAUCAAGCUGAACAGUACGCUCGUGGGUUUGCUGGCCGGAAUCGACAAUGCGGCAGACAUGACAUUGGCCGUGGCCAAGGACGCCCGUUCGGUAACUGCAGACUCUGCAUCCUGCGCCGUGCUCAAGCUGAACGCGACACUCAGCCAGGCCACUGACAGAGUCAGCAGCGUCACUAAGCAGUUCGACGACUUCUUCCAGCUGGUGGACGAGAAGUUCCAGGCGCUUGCCAAGAAGCUUCCAGCGGGCCUGACAGAAGAGGUAGUGCAGGCAGUUGCACAAAUGAGGAAGCGAGGCUUGGAGACCUCCGCGAACCUUUUGAGGGUCUACGACACUGCCGCACAGAAGCAGAUCCAGGUCAUCAACCGCCUCCAGGACACUUGCACGGCAGAAGGGAAGGGAUGUGGAGGCGGAGGGCUCUUCAACAACAUCAAGAACUUCUUCAAGCACCUCUUCCAUCACUGA
This is a messenger RNA of Symbiodinium sp. CCMP2456, 903 nucleotides long. The record is from the annotation of a GenBank genome assembly. NCBI's taxonomy places the organism in Eukaryota, Dinophyceae, Suessiales, Symbiodiniaceae.